GUCACACUCGCGUGUGGUCCUGUCACGUCUCUCUUUGAAGGACGCCGCGUUGACUCCUCGCAGUGACGCGUCGAAGCCUAUGUAAACCCUUUCAAACAAGUUCAUGACUUAACCGGACGUCCAGAUGCGUUUUAGAGCAGACGUAACAACCCCGCUGACUUUUCUCCAUGUGGUGCAGACUUUCAACAAACUGCAGCAGCGAUGCAUUAUGAAGUUUACGCCAGAAGACAUGCACAUGAUUUGCAGCAACGACAUUAGCGAAGGUGGAGUACAAGUAUGGUCACAAAUCAAAGUCGAAUCGCUAUUCACAGAGUACCGCAUACAAUCGAAUGCAAACAACCAGAUUACUUUUAGCCUAUCAACCGAUGCACUUUUAGUGGCGCUACGAUCCGCCUCCUCCUACUCAUCUAGCAGUGCCACCUCUGGAGCUGACAUUGUCAUGAAACUCGCAAAGAAACAGGACCAGGCAGUACUUACUUUUGAAAUCUCCGGACAGUCCCGCUCUGGAAAACCUGUUAAAAUCACACAUGAUAUACGAAUUGAACUUAUGCGCCCUGAAGAAGUUGACAAGCUCGCCGAACCCAUGUGUCCUGAACCGCAGGUACAAAUCAUCCUUCCUCCACUGGCAAAGAUGCGGACGGUCGUGGAACGCCUCCGUGUACAUUCAGAUUUGAUACUUUUCGAAGCAAACAAUUCUGGUUCCAUACAGCUAACGGCCUCUAAUGAUACUGUCUCGGUGAAGGUGGAAUGGCACAACCUCCGUAAUCCGCCAACAGCCAAAGUACCUUCGAGUCAGGAUCCUGAAACCGCUUCACAAGCGCUCAAUGAACGCGACCCUGAUGAAAAGCACGGAGUUCUAGUCGCUUUCAAGAGCUUCCAAAAAUUCCUGAAUAGUCAUCAACUCUCCACGACGACAAUUGCUUGUGUGUGCCGGAACCAUGCACUGAUUCUUUACGUCUACAUUGGCGAGGUCACUGAUUCAGGAGGCGUCCUGACAUUUUACUUACCGGCCGUCAUUGAUGGCGACUGACGUCAAACGACAUGAUCACAUAACCGUAUACCUCGAAACUCUGCUUGAUACCCCACCCCUCUGUAGCUUCUAAUUCGUACCGCUAUACUACUACAUUUGAUGUUAUAUUAUAUACACUACUAUCUCAACGAUGCAAAGUCAAAUCUGACCUGUCAAGAUAUGGGGCUUCAAGCCAUCCGAAAAUUUGGUAGGCAUAAUAUGCCGCGAUGUUCUGAUCCAAGAAAACAAUCGCAAACGAACGAACGGGACACGAAAACAUCAAGAGUUCGAGAGGUAGAGAACCGAUUACCGGUUGUCAAAGAUACUCGGCAGGUCCUUCAUCUCGAGCAAAAUAACACCCGCCUCCUCCAAUUCGGACUCGAUCUCCUUUUCUACCUGCGCCGCUGGCGUGACGGCACCAGAACCCCAAAC
Messenger RNA from Somion occarium, 1441 nucleotides. The record is from the annotation of a GenBank genome assembly. Lineage: Eukaryota; Fungi; Basidiomycota; Agaricomycetes; Polyporales; Cerrenaceae.